Messenger RNA from Carya illinoinensis, 396 nucleotides. RefSeq names its product protein NIM1-INTERACTING 2. The record is from RefSeq and is a predicted model, not a curated record. The transcript has a single exon. Gene Ontology annotation, biological process: regulation of systemic acquired resistance. NCBI's taxonomy places the organism in Eukaryota, Viridiplantae, Streptophyta, Magnoliopsida, Fagales, Juglandaceae. Bases 1 to 396 code for a protein of 131 amino acids.
AUGGCAGGCAGCAAGAAAACCGUCAUUGAGGAGAGAAGGAAGGCGGUGGACGGCGUCGUUUCCGGACGGCGGAAGAGGGCCCGAGAAGAUUCUUCGACGGGAUACGACGUCGUUUCCGGGAGGCAGAAGGAGGCCGGAGAAGACGCCGUGACGGAGGAGGAGGUGGAGGAGUUCUUCGCGAUCUUGAGGCGAAUACACGAGGCGGUUACGUACUUCAAGAGAGCUGGCAAAGGCAACUGGCGUAAGUUAAUGGAAAAUGAUCUCGAGGGGGAGGGGCACGAGGAAGUUAAUGGCGUGCAAGGAGAGGAACAACGCAAGAGGAAGGAGGAGGGCAUCAAGGAGAAUGCGGGUUUGGACUUGAACUUGGAUCCGGAUCCAGAUUGUGAGCCGAUUUAG